AUGGCGUUGGCCUUUGCCACCUUCAAUGCACAGACGCGUGUCGCAGGGAAUCGUAUCUUGGACCGAGCAUGGAAGAUGCCCGAGGGCUGGAACGCCUCCUUGGAUGCCCUUAAUACGGAGACGCGCGAUGCUAGUGGCAAGGGCAGCUUCGACACCUCGAUGAUCCUGCUACAGCCCAGCAACUCCGGCUGCUUGCUUCUUGCCAUCCAAAGGUCCAGAGCUCCAGAGCUGUGGGACGAGGAUCUGCUGAACACCGCGCCCUAUCCGCGGUUCCUGGUGGUGCCUCGGCGUCAUGGAGUCCACUCACGGAGGAUUCUCACCGCCGGUGAUUCCUUGCAGUGGCUUACCCGACAGCAGCUUGCUGAGCUGGCACCCAUGUCUGUGGAUUAUAUCUAUCUGGGCCCACUCGAAGAGCCUCUGGACGAUCUGCCGGAGACGGAUGUCUUCGUGGUGGAUUUGGGUUUCCUACCAGAGGCCGAGGUGGCCACCGCCUUGGGUGCGAAUUGCGCCUUGAUCUCGGGCCGCGAGCUGCUGGGCUCCAAGGCUUCAGACGAGGAGGUCACCGUAGCGGGCUUGGCCUUGGCCAUGGUCGAUUGGCAUCACUCAGCCAAGUUCGAGGGCAGAAGUGGAAAAGCGACGAUUCCUGUAGAAGCUGGUGCCAAAAGACAGGUGGAAGGAGGAUCAGCGAAGGUCUAUCCGCGCACCGAUCCUGUGGCCAUUGGCUUGAUCGUGUCGCCCAAUCACCAGCGAUGUUUGUUGGGCCGCAGCCACAAGUAUCCGACCGGGAUGUACACCUGCUUGUCGGGCUUCGUGGAUCUUUGCGAGCCUGUGGAGGAAGCCUUCAAGCGCGAAGCUUUCGAAGAGGCCGGGGUCCGGCUCCGGUCCGUGACCUUGAUCGCCUCGCAGCCGUGGCCCGUGGGUCGCGGAGGCUCCUGUGAGCUCAUGUUGGCCUGCAAGGCCGUGGCGGCCAGCGAACACUUGGAGGUCAAUCCCAAGGAGAUUGAGGAUGCACGCUGGUUCUCUCGAGCUGAAGUGAGACAAAUGCUGCGACAUCAGCACCCGCAAGGUCUUUUCGUUCCUCCUCGCUUCGCAAUUGCCAACAAACUCAUCAGUGACUUUGCCGCCCCAGUCUUCCCCAUUCAGCUGGGACAUCGUGGGGUUCCCGUUCUGGCCGGUGCAACCUUGGCCGUGGGUAUCAAGGGCAUCAUGGGACUCGGUGACAAGAUGUCGAAGAGCCACUUGCAGCGCUUCCAAACCUUUGAAAAGCUUCCACCAAAGCAGGCCGUCUUAGCGUUGACCGCUGAUGUGGGUGCUGAAGACUGGGGUGAGGAGAACCGGAAGUACGCGGACAAGCACUUGCGAAUCUUGUCAGGUCUGUAUGGAGUUGUUCGUCCCUACGAUGACGUGAAGCCUGUGAGAGAUAUCCCAAUGAACGCCAAGGUGAAGACCAAGAAAGGCUUGUACCUCACGGAGUUCUGGGGGGAUGCCAUCACCAAGCAGUUGAGCAAGGACCUGAAGUCGAUUAGCGAAGGCAACAAAGGUGGACAUAUUCUGCUGGUCAAGUGCACCAGUGACCACUACUUCCAAUCAGUUCAGGCACAUAACCUGCCUGAGGGAACCACGGUGGUGGAGAUUGAAUUCGAGCAAGCACCGGAAGAUGUGGCCGCCAAAGCGCGUUGUCAGUUUGCAAAAUUUGUCAUCGAGCAGAAAGUCAUAACACCUGAGGGCUUGAAGGAUUUCAAAUCGCAGGAAUGGUCUUUGGAUGAACGAAGAUGUACCAUCCAGAAGGUCUUCUAUGUUUGGAUCGGCGAUGAUCGACACAGAAAGAAAAAGUCCAAAAAGGAGGGUAAAGAGAAGGACAAAGACAGGUCAGAUGCCUCUGGUGAAGAUAAGAAGAAGGCGAAGAGGAAACAGAAGGCCGUCGAACAAGCUCAAGACUUCUCGGAUCUUUCAGAAGACGUGAAGCCCAAGAAAGUCAAAGUACGAGUGAAGAAGAAGGUCCAGGCACAGAGGGAACGAAGCCCAGACAACUUCUCGGACAUGAAUUCCGAGGAGUUCAACGCCCGAGCGAAGAAGGGGAAGAAGGCUGCGUCAGACGAGUCAGGAAGCGGAAGGAAGAAAAAGGAGGCCAUUGCUAGUCGGUUGGAGGCCGCUAGUCGGUUGGAGGACUGGUUGGAGGUGAAGAGAGCUCAUGACAGCGAAGAACGUCAAAAGAGAAACAAGGAGAAGAAGCGCCGAUCCAGCGACUCCUCCUGA
Molecule: messenger RNA, 2256 nt
Organism: Durusdinium trenchii
Lineage: Eukaryota; Dinophyceae; Suessiales; Symbiodiniaceae
Source: the annotation of a GenBank genome assembly